Messenger RNA from Trichogramma pretiosum, 1559 nucleotides. RefSeq lists its product as uncharacterized. Gene Ontology annotation, molecular function: nucleic acid binding; zinc ion binding. The record is from RefSeq and is a predicted model, not a curated record. The transcript is spliced from 2 exons. The coding region runs from base 482 to 1441 and encodes 319 amino acids. NCBI's taxonomy places the organism in Eukaryota, Metazoa, Arthropoda, Insecta, Hymenoptera, Trichogrammatidae.
CGGCUAAUGAUCGUGAUCCGACAGAAUGUUAUUAGCAAAUUCACAUCGGCUGUAGUGUGUCGUAUUUACGCCGUAAUCCAUUAUCUCUAUAGAGCAAAACAAGUGUCAAACGAGUUGAUUGGGAUCGUUUUAGGUUUCGAGAAUAUCUCGGGUAUUGGGUGGAUUUAAUAUGCACGAGCUAUAAUUACAAGUGCAAAGUACACACAGUGCAAAAGGAAAAAAAACUGUGUACUAAAAGCACGCGUGUUCAGCAAUUUUUUAGUCGAUAAUAUACCGGUUUCAUAACGUUACAAUUAUUGAUUUCGAGGCUAUUGGAUGUAAUGAACGAAAGAUUAUUCUCUCGUUACAGUUCUAAUAAGCCAGCAGAAAUUAGCAAUAAUUGAUAACUUUCUUUUUCCUGCUUCACAUUCUCUUUGCUUCUUUGAGUUCGAAAGAUCAGUCAAGAGCGAAUUAAGAGUAAAAGAGAGAGAAAGAGAGAAACAUGUAUCGAGGAGGAAUUAGUCGCCAGACGCGUGUUGAGUACGUAAACCGCGCUGGGCAACGAGUCAAUCCGAGAACAGGUAAGCCUUUGAGAGGCUACGGCGGCGGCGGUGGUGGUUUCGGUAUACAGUCGCGCCUAGGUGGACGGGGGAGAAACGGUAUAAACAAACCCAUCAUCAACAAGAAGAAGAGGCCUUUACCAAUUAAGCGAAUUGGUACUCUGUUUGGCAAUCUUGAACCAAUUCCCACUAAUCCACGCAUCGAUCCACCACCGAGGGUCUGUUACAAUUGUUGGCAGCCGGGUCAUCCCAAGCGCAGCUGUCCUCGCCCCUGCGUCGCCAGAUUUUGCGUCAACUGUGGUCGUAGGGAUGAGGACGUCGAGACCUGUCCACGAUGUUGUCAAAGACACAAACUCUGGCUCGAGAGCGGCCAGCAACGAGACGAAGUCGACGAAACAGACUUGGAUCAGCAUGCAGAGUAUCAUAAUUGGCAGCAAGAAGAAGAUAAUCCAGAGGAGGAUGCUUGUGACGUUGUGUUAAGGGAGGUAAUGAGACGCAAUGAACAGCAGGAAGCUAUGAGGCAGCGUGAACUCCAGGAGAUGGAGUUCAGACGAAUGAGAGAGAUGGAAUCAUUGAGGAGAGUACAAGAGUUUGAUUCACAGCAAAUUUUCAUGAGAAGGCAGAGAAUUAAAGAUGAGCCACAUUUCCAAGUUAGCGAAGUGGGCCCAUUUAAUCCACGGCCUGACAGCCCUAACUACAAUAACAUGAUGGGAGCUACUGGGAUGGGAAAUAGUUACAAUGGCGAAAGUGUGAGCUUUAAUGGAGAUGAAGAUCCUGUAAAUGAUGUUCUUAAGCUUGCUAAAACUAUAUCUCAUUUGUCACCUAUGACGCAAGACAUGAUAAUGAGACAGGUCAUGGCAGAACGACGUGAGAAACGCCAAGUAGAAGAAUCUUGGGUGUAAAUGAGGAAAUGAGAAAAUGUUGAAUGAGAUUCGAAAAAUAUGAAAAUAUUUAGUUGACGGUGGAGACAACUAUUAUUCAAGUAAACUCAAUAUUUAAAAUUGCUUGCACAGUAGUAAA